Molecule: messenger RNA, 1580 nt
Organism: Cervus elaphus (red deer)
Lineage: Eukaryota; Metazoa; Chordata; Mammalia; Artiodactyla; Cervidae
Product: sulfotransferase 1A1
Exons: 9
Coding region: 624-1511 (295 amino acids)
Biological process (GO): sulfation
Cellular component (GO): cytoplasm
Molecular function (GO): sulfotransferase activity
Source: RefSeq, a predicted model, not a curated record
ACCCCAAACCCCAUCACCCUGCCCACGUACAUCCCUCUGGGCUCGCCCUGUGGUCAGAGCCAGAAGUUCCCGGAAUGUUCAGGCCGCUGGGGGCCUGCGGGCUGCCUUCCACCUGAACCCUUGGCAUCUUGAAACCUGGCCUGGAGCCGGCAGAACGGCCAGGCUAAGCUGGGUUCCAGCUGAGGAGGGUAGCACGGAGGGUCCUCCCACCCCAAACUUCACCCUUUCCUUCCUGGAGGACAGCCAAGUCCCAGUGCUGGCGCCAGGCCCCUCCCACUUGAGAACUACAAAGCUUGCAGCUCGGAGAGCGGUCCUGCACUCACCACACCGCGCCCAUCUCAGCCCCACGCAGACACAGACAGGGUCACAAGGCCAAGAUCCAGAGAGAUCAGCCCUGCAGGCAAAUGAAAAUGCAGCCUGAGUUGUGACCCACUGCAGGAACACAAGAUCUAGCUUUGAAUCCCAGCCCCACCACUCUGUGAGCUAGCUCUGUGAGCGCGGACAAGUGGCGCAGGCUCCCUCAGCCUUGGGUUCUUUACUUCAAAGCAAGAAUUCAACAGCUGGCACCACUGACAUAUUGUUCAAGGAAGGAGGCCACACCCCGGCGCCCCUGAGGAGACAGCAUGGAACUGAUCCAGGACACCUCCCGCCCGCCAGCAAAGUAUGUGAAGGGCAUCCCUCUCAUCAAGUACUUUGCAGAGGCACUGGGGCCACUGCAGAGCUUCGAAGCCUGGCCUGAUGACUUGCUCAUCAGCACCUACCCCAAGUCGGGCACCACCUGGGUGAGCGAGAUCCUGGACCUCAUCUACCAGGAUGGCGACCUGGAGAAGUGUCAGAGAGCCCCCGUCUUCAUGCGGGUGCCCUUCCUUGAGUUCAAGGUCCCUGGGGUUCCCACAGGUGUUGAGCUUCUGGAAGAUACACCAGCCCCACGGCUGCUCAAGACACACUUGCCCCUGGCUCUGCUUCCGAAGACCCUGCUGGAUCAGAAAGUCAAGGUGAUCUACAUCGCCCGCAAUGCCAAGGAUGUGGCUGUCUCCUAUUACCACUUCUACCGCAUGGCCAAGGUGCACCCUGACCCUGGUACCUGGGACAGCUUCCUGGAGAAGUUCAUGGCUGGGGAAGUGUGCUACGGGUCCUGGUACCAGCACGUGCGGGAGUGGUGGGAGCUGAGUCACACCCACCCUGUUCUCUACCUCUUCUACGAGGACAUAAAGGAGGACCCCAAAAGGGAGAUCCAGAAGAUCCUGGAGUUUCUGGGGCGCUCCCUGCCGGAGGAGACUGUGGAUCAUAUCAUCCAGCACACAUCUUUCAAAGAGAUGAAGAAGAACCCCAUGACCAACUACAGCACCAUACCCACUGAAAUCAUGGACCACAACAUCUCUGCCUUCAUGAGGAAAGGCAUCACUGGUGAUUGGAAAUCCACCUUCACUGUGGCCCAGAAUGAGCGCUUUGAAGCCCAUUAUGCUGAGAAGAUGGCGGGCUGCAAGCUCCGCUUCCGCUGGGAGCUGUGAGUGGUCCUCUGGAGGGGUGUGAAACAAGCCCAGUCAUGGCUUCAGAAAUAAAAUCUGAUGUCUGUUAAA